AUAUUCGCCUCGCGUUUACUCGGUGGGCGUGUUGACGCGCUGACGUCACCGUCACGUGCCUGAGCGGUAGGAAGUGACUGUUUCUAAGAAAGUAAACGAACGGAUUGACGAUGAGUUCAAUAAUCCCAGAAACACAGAGCAUUAAAGCGGCCGUGAUUCACAUCAACUCCAUCGACAGCAGCAAGUUUUCCAGACUUCUGUCUCGGAUUCUGCAGAAGCUGCACCUGAAGGAGCGAUCCUUCAGCGAGGAAGAGGAGGAGAAGCUACAGAGCGCUUUAUCAAUGGAGAAACAGACUCUGCAGCUGCUGCUGGAAACAGUGUCCUUCAUCCUCGAGCAGGCCGUGUAUCACAGCGUUAAACCGGCGGCUCUCAAACAGCAGCUGGAAAACAUCAGCGUCGCGUCUGAGAAAGCUGAAGUCUUCAGUCAGGUUUGGGCUUCAGCUGGUCCAGAUGUGGUGGAGAAGAUCAGACACGGGAUAUUUGCCCCAAAGAAGCUGGAUCACGUGGGAUGGCAGCUCAACCUGCAGAUGGCCCGAUCGGAUCAGAGCCGACUGAAAGCGCCGCACGCCGUGCUCAAUCUGGGGCUCCGGACGGAAGACGACGCCGAGCGUCUGCAGGAUGUUUGUGUGGAAUUCAACCAUCAGGAUCUUCUGGAUUUCUACAAUCAGAUGGAGAGGAUACAGACGCAGCUGGACUCGCUCACGUGACGCUCCAGACGUUCAGUUUGUCUGAUGGUUUCCUGGAUGUGAAGAAGACUUCAUGCUGAAGGCGAGGUGAUAAUGAAGAUGACUCAGACAGAAUCACACGUCUGAUGAUGUUUCAUUAAAGAGGUUCAUUUUGUUCUGAA
Megalobrama amblycephala (Wuchang bream) is the source of this 847-nucleotide messenger RNA. It is a transcript of the gene commd10, whose product is annotated as COMM domain containing 10. Lineage: Eukaryota; Metazoa; Chordata; Actinopteri; Cypriniformes; Xenocyprididae. The transcript has 7 exons. Bases 111 to 707 code for a protein of 198 amino acids. The record is from RefSeq and is a predicted model, not a curated record.